UGUUUUCUUCUAUUUUUUUCGUCUCCGUUUAUCAUUUAUAGGACAUCGCUGUUCAUUGUUACCAGCUUGGUUUAUGCCAUCAUAUUGAUUGUCGUUUGCAUCGCUUACGUUAUAAGCGAUGUGACAACACAUCGUCUACCCGUGCUAUACUAUGAAAGCUUCUUUACGUAUUUGUAUGGUGUCAGCAUACUCUUCCUACUCUAUGUCUUCUGUUUUCUGUUACAGGAAAGUUCCUGUUGCAAUGGCGGCAACAAUCAACCGAAAUCUCCUAAAAAAGAAAAGAAAUCUAAAAAGAGCAAGGAAAAGGAUCCAGCCGAUUCGAAAGAUGCGAAAGGUGCCAAGGAUUCCGGCAAGAGUAAAGCCAGUCCUUAUCAGGAACGUUAUCCUGUAAAGAAACGUGAUUUAGUCAGACAAACUUUAUUAGCACAACAGGACUCUCAAGCUGAUGCUGAAGUUGCAGUAACACCAAAAAAUUCACGCAAACGUAAAACAACCCACAGUGAUUUGACACAUGGCAGUUUCUUUUUACGUGUCGGGGCUAUUGCUUUUGGUUUGGGUGCCAUGAUUUAUAUUGGCUUGGAAUUUGGCUCGUUCUUUGAAAUACCCUUCGAUUCACCCUGCCAUCACAUUUUGAUUGGCGUCAAUCCAUUGUUGCAGAUGAUCUUUACCUUUAUGCAAAUGUAUUUCAUCUUUAUGAAUGCCAGAUUGAAUAUCCACCGUUUCAAGGUUAUUGCCCGUUUUGGUCUAAUGCAUGUGGUAGCCACCAAUAUCUGUGUCUGGAUACGUACCCUGGUCAAAGAGUCUUUGCUUGAAAUCACUCUCUACCAUCAACGUCGUGAUCCCGAUCCCAAUGAGUCUUCGAUUGGCCAAUCGAUUCGCCAACAUGCCCUGCGUCAUGCCGGCACUGUGUUGCGCACCCAUUAUGGACCCAAUGAAGAAUUCGAAGUCUUGGAUGGUGAAGAUCUUUUGCCUAAGGAUGCAUACACCACUAAUGGUGUCCUGUCGAAAAUGUUGGCCAAAACUGUGGAUGGUAUUUCCAAAACAUUGGGUAUGGGCUCAAAUGAGGUGGCCGACCCCACGACAAGUACCACUACCACCACCACAACUACAACAAUGAGACCGGCAUUUACCACACCCUAUCAAUGGCAAAGCACUACUGUGGCACGCAAGUUGAAGAAGUUUAUCACUAGUACCACGGCGGCGGCAACCAUGGGCACAUCGUCUUCAACACCCAGCACGACGACAACAACUUCGACAUCUACCACCACAACAACCACCGCGUUGCCAGCCACCUCACCAUUGGCGACAACAACGACCACAGAAUUACCCUUUAACAGUUACCAGCAGAAUUUGUACUCCUCCACCGGUUCUCCAUUAGCUGCUGCAGUAGAACACUUGGCCUCCUCCCCAACCACCACCACAGCUGCGGCUGAGACCACCGCCUCUGCGUUUGAUACCUCUAGUGUAGCCUCCAGUGUAGCAUCAUUUUUCUCAUCUCUCAUGUCAAGCACCCCAUCAUCACCCACCACCUCAACCACCACCACAAACAUUCCCAUCUCCACUACCACCACCACUGCAUCAUCCUUGGCCGACAAGACCACCGAAAGUUCAUUAGGAUUCAUUAACAAUCUCAUGGAAAAUAGUUACCAAACCUUCUCCGGUAUUUCCCAUCCUGAAGCGGCCAGCAUUGUGACCUUUGAGAAUUUCGAAAACCUAGACAACAUCUAUCCGGCAGCCCUGUCCUCCAAUGUGGGCACCCUGAAUUCCACCGCCUGCGGUCGUGUCGAUAUUAUGGGUACCAUUGUAUACGAUUCGGCUCCCUAUUUGUAUCCCUUCAUCAUUGAGUAUUCCCUGAUUGGUGCCGUUGUCCUCUAUGUCAUGUGGAAACACAUUGGCCGCUAUCCCGGACGCAUGAACGACGAUGAUUUGGAACAUCGCCUUGAAGUGAUGUUAUCACGACGGGCUGUGGCCAUGGCUCAACAGGCACGUUCCGGUCGUGUGGACUGUGUCGGCUCCUCGAAAGGUUUAUUCUUUGGUCUAUUGUUGUUGGUGGGUGCUUUGAUAUGUUUGAUACUCUUCUUCGUCUUGGUGCGUCAUCAGCAGUUCUCGUUGCUGGCCAUUUAUUUGGCCGAUGCCAGUCAUUGUAUAUUAAUGGUAUUUGCCAUUUUGGCCAUAAUUAUUGGAUUUAUAAGAGUCAAAAAUCUGAAAUUCCGUUGUGAGGAACAAUCCAACUUGAAUGACAUCCUUUUGCGUAUCUCUGCUUUCGGUCUCUUCACCUAUUCCGUGUUCUCCGUCAUUUCGGGCAGUCUUAAGGUUUUGGAGCAUGAACCCAGCCUUUUGGUUACCACCACCAGUGCUGUUGCUGUCCUUCAAGUCAUCUUGCAGCUGUUGUUCAUUGCCGAUGUUUCGCGUCGCCGUGUCCAUUUACCCGAACAUGAUCGCAGCAAACCGGGUCGUCAAAUUGUCACCUUCUUGUUGAUCUGCAAUGUGGCCAUGUUCGCCAUUUACACAUUUGAUGCUCAAAAAGUAUACGCCAAUCCCGUGCAAUUGGACUUCUAUGGCUAUGUACCAUGGGCCAUUAUACAACGUGUUACACUGCCUUUAUGCAUUUUCCAUCGUUUCCAUAGUGCUGUAACACUAGCUGAGAUCUGGAAGACCACCUAUAAGGCGCGUUUGGAAUAA
Molecule: messenger RNA, 2682 nt
Organism: Musca vetustissima
Lineage: Eukaryota; Metazoa; Arthropoda; Insecta; Diptera; Muscidae
Product: proton channel OtopLc-like
Exons: 8
Biological process (GO): proton transmembrane transport
Cellular component (GO): membrane
Molecular function (GO): proton channel activity
Source: RefSeq, a predicted model, not a curated record